GCUUCGCUUGCCGGUAGCCUACCGUGAGGACCCUUGACCUCGGACCCAAGAUGGCGGCGCCUAGAGCGUUGGUCUUGUUGCUGCUCUGAGGUGAAGGAAGACGGAAAGUCCUGGAACAUGUCGAAGCUGAGCCGGGUCACUCGGUCCCUCAGGAAGCCCGAGACCGGAGGCGUGAUCAGGACCAUCGUGCGGGCGGGCCAGGCCAUGCCUGGGCCCCCACUCGGCCCCAUUCUGGGUCAGCGAGGUGUCUCUAUCAACCAAUUCUGUAAGGAGUUCAACGAAAAGACAAAAGACAUCAAAGAAGGCAUUCCCCUGCCUACAAAGAUUUUUGUCAAGCCUGACAGGACGUUUGAGCUCAAGAUUGGACAACCCACAGUUUCCUAUUUCUUGAAGGCAGCUGCUGGGAUUGAGAAGGGGGCCCGGGAAACAGGGAAAGAAGUGGCGGGCCUGGUGACCCUGAAGCACAUAUAUGAGAUUGCCUGUGUCAAAGCUAAGGAUGAGGCUUUCGUCAUGCAAGAUGUACCCCUGUCCUCUGUUGUCCGGUCCAUCAUUGGCUCUGCCCGUUCCCUGGGCAUUCGUGUGGUGAAGGACCUCAGUGCAGAAGAGCUGGCAGCCUUCCAGAAGGAACGAGCGGUGUUUCUGGCUGCUCAGAAAGAGGCAGAUUUGGCAGCACAGGCAGAAGCUGCCAAGAAGUGACCCCUGCCUUCCACACGAUGGGAUUUUUAAGGAAGAGGCUGAGAAGGGACCAGUUGAGAAAGCUGUGCCGAAGGGGAGGAAGGGACAUUAUGCCAACGUGAUUAAUAUUGUCCUGACUGUAUAUUUUUACACAUGUCAAUAUCAACGGAUCAAAUAAA
This is a messenger RNA of Nannospalax galili (Upper Galilee mountains blind mole rat), 854 nucleotides long. It is a transcript of the gene Mrpl11, whose product is annotated as mitochondrial ribosomal protein L11. Gene Ontology annotation, molecular function: large ribosomal subunit rRNA binding; structural constituent of ribosome. NCBI's taxonomy places the organism in Eukaryota, Metazoa, Chordata, Mammalia, Rodentia, Spalacidae. The transcript is spliced from 5 exons. Gene Ontology annotation, cellular component: ribosome; mitochondrial large ribosomal subunit. The record is from RefSeq and is a predicted model, not a curated record. The coding region runs from base 118 to 696 and encodes 192 amino acids. Gene Ontology annotation, biological process: translation.